AUGCUCCCACUAGAUCGAAUAGUUAGCACUUUAGAUCUCCGCGCACUUCUUUGGGAAGUUCAUCUCCUGCCCCAGUCGCAGUAUCUUAGAUCCCAAGUUUCGGGCGGCCGGGUCGAGGUCGUCGAUUGCCCAACGCGCAAACUACCAACCGCGCCGGUAGUUUUUCAACCUAGGGAGAUCGGAGACGUCAUGCUCUGCAACGAGGUGGAGUCUGCGUCACCGGUCACAGCUUUGCCAACGCUGACAAAGCUGCAAGCACAUCGUCGUUUGUGCCACCUUUUCAACCACGAAGCACCAUUUCCUACUUCUUGCGACUGUCCAGAAUGCGCUCUCACCAAGGGUCGCAAGAAGGGCAGUAAAAACGAAAGAACCACUACCCUUGCCGCGCAAGGCAGCACAGCACCACUUCGACAAAUCAACACCGACUUCUACGGACCAAUGCCGUUGGAAUCAAUCCGGCGGUGCAAACUCUUUCAAGUUUUCAUUUGUGACGCAGUCGCUCAUGUUUGGGUCUUUCCAGUUCGACACCGCAACGAAUGCGUCGAACUCGCGCAAAAACUUGUCACGCAAGUACGAGCAACAGAUGGCGAAUUCAUCGGGGAGAAAGUAAUCCGGAUCAUUCGUUCUGACAAUGACACAGUUUACCGAUCGGAGGAAAAUUCUUCACAGUUGCAGCAGCUCGAAGUUGACAAAGACCACAGCAUUCCCUACUGUCCUCAACUCAACGCAGUAGCGGAGCGGUUCAUGCAAUCACUCGGAACUAAUCUCAGAGCUGUGCUCUGUGGGGCCGAUCAUAGACUUCACUGCUACGCAGGAGAGUACAUAGCAGCAGUCUGGAACAGGAUUGCACGAAAAGAGUACAAGCGCGCUCCUGAGUAUAACGGCAUGUCACCACUACAAGCACGACUUCGUAGAACUGAUCCCAAGAGGAAUAGCGAACCAGUAGCAUUACGAGAAGAACGCGAGCAGUGGCAGAGUCAGCUGCGUCGUUUCGGCUGUCUCGCUUACGUAAUGCUACAGCCACGCGAAAAGGUUCAGAAAGGACAACCGAAAUACCGAAAAGCAGUAUUUCUGGGUCUCUCGAAAAACAAUUCUGCCUGGCUCUUCGGAGUAGUACAAAAAGACAGCAGGACAGCAGCAGGCACGAACUGGCAGGAAAUCGAGAGCAGAGACGCGAAGUUCGUUGAGGAGGUCGUCAUCUCCGACAUCGACAAACUACUACCAGAAACCGAAGGCGUUUACGUAACAGACGAGAAGUUGCUUAGUCUUGCCUGUGGUUCGACCUGUGGGCCGGGUUCGGUGGUUCAGGUUGCGCAGCCUGGUGCCUCGGAUCUGCCUGCGGGUCGUGACUCGAGUGGGAUUGACACUUUAGCACCGGUAGCACCAUCGCGCAAUAACAGUAAACGUAGUAAGGAUUCCGAUUUUGUAGUGGAGAUCCCUCCUGCCGAGCAGAAGCACGAUGCUGCGGAGGAGGAAGAUAGUAGUGACGACGAGAAAGAAGAAAAGUCAGUGGCGAUCCCGCAUGGUAGGAAAGACGCGAGCCCUGAGGUUGUUUACGGACCGCCAGUACGGCGCGGACGUGGCAGACCGCCAGGAAGUAAGGACAAGAAGCCCAGGAAGAAAAGGCAGAAGAAGAAGCAGAAAAAUCGCAAUAAUCAUUCAUCUUGUGACGCACACUUCGCGCGUGCUGAUUUUGAAGCUCAAUUUCGCGAAAACUUCUGCGCCUUUGCCGAUUUGAAUUCCCUGGAAGAAGACGAGCAAUUUAUAGAGGCAUUUCUGAUGAUCACCAUGGCGGAAGCGCUUCGAGCACCAGACGCACCAUCCUGGUUGCAGGCGAUGGACAGAGAGAAGCUGAAGCAGGAAGCAUAUAAAGUAUGGCGAGAGUUAACUGAUGAAGAAAUGAAAAAGGAAAAACAAAUCUUGCCAAUCGCGAUGGUGCUAACGAGAAAAAGAGACGGAUCCUACAAGGCGAGGGCGGUAGUUCUAGGAAAUCUCGUCAAGGACGAUGGGACGACAGAGAUCUACGCGCCGGUAGUAAGUUUCGCAGGUAACAGAUACCUGAUGACCGAAGCAGCAGCAGAGGGCGACUACGUGUUACCGUACGACAUCGACGUCGCGUUUUUGCAUGCGGAAUUAGACGAGGAGGUCUAUGUCCGACUACCACCACAGUGGGUCAAGAACAACGAGAACAGCGUAAAGCGACUAGUCAAGGCACUCUACGGACUCAAGCAGAGUCCUCGCGCAUGGUUCAAGCGGUACGAAAAAGAACUUCUUGCGCUAGGCUGGGAGCAAGCAAAAGACGAACCAGGACUCUGGAAGAAGCCCAGUGUCAAAGUUCCCAGCAAGUUCCUCAAGCUUUCAGUCUACGUAGAUGACAAUGUCGGAACAGGCCCGCACAAGCAGGAACUCGACCAAGAGUUAGCGCAAGUCAUGCAAAAGUUUCCUGGUAAAUACAUUCCCUACGACGACCUAGGAGAGGGAUGGAAAAGAUGGGACAUUCUCGGUGGCGACUUCAUCUACCGCCGAGAAACUCGCGAACUCAAAAUCAACAUGAGUCGUUAUAUCGUGAAAAUGGCCGAGCGUUUCGGUCUUAAGGAGGCAAAGCCGGCAUCCUCCCCAUCGUUUUCCGAAGCAGCACUACUUGAAAACGAAGACAAAGUGGUCAAAUUUCCAUUCCGUGAAGCAGUAGGCGCACUUCAGUGGUGUGUCAGCGUGUGUCGGGCGGAUGUGUGUCAACCAGUGAACACACUCGCCAGGUGCGUGAGUAGACCAACAACACGAGCAAAGGUCAAUGCCAUCAAGAAGAUAAUCCGUUAUCUCGUCGCAACGAAAGACGACGGCGUUACGUACAGCCCGGCACAGGAACAGGAAUUUCGAAAAAUUUAUCAGGAUUUGCUUCCCGCUGGUGAUCGUCUUCCUCACUCGAACACCUUCGGCGAUGCAUCAUUCGCAUCAGAUUCAGUCACCAUGAGAUCAGUCAGCGGCACUGUUGUUUACUACAGAUCAGUCCCGAUCAUGUGGAAAAGUUCGAGACAAACAGUGCGAGCGUACAGCACAAGCGAAGCGGAGCACAUCGCAGCUAGUGACAGUCUAGUUGUGACGGAAGGCGCUUCAUUUUUAGAGUUCUUCAACCCCCACCCCCUCAGCGACGAAAUCGAUUUUCGUCUAUGGUGUGACAACACGUCUGCAAUUUCGGUUGCUAACGCGAAGGAAACACGACCAAAGAGUCGUCACUACGCACUUCGCUGGUGGCGUGUGAAGGAUGCAGCAAAACGGUUGUGCUUUUGUCCGACUCAUCUGCAGCGCGCGGAUGCUUUGACGAAGCAAGCCACGAGGGCACAGCGCAACAUGUUGAUCCACACGACCGAAAUCUCGCCUGAGUUCGAUGACGACUACGACGAUGACGAUACGGAGACCGGUACGGCUCUCCUGGUCUGGGUAAUGCCGUAGCCAUUUGCCAACGUUCGAACUGCUGCGGGGGGGAAUGUUGGACGACUGUAGUCCCGAUGUUCCAUGAAGAUGCUGAAUGCGAAACAGCAUGAAGAUCCAUCCACUUUUGGUCCCGUUUGGACGCAAGAUGAUCAGAUGAUGAUGAUGUCCAUAGCUCCUGUUUGAGCAUAUUCCAGUACAUGAUGAUGAUGUACUCAGGUCGUGUUUAGACGACGAAGCAUCGUGAAUCCCGAUGCUAUGGCACGACUGCAAUCAAUCGAUACAUUCGGAACCUUGUACGCUUUCAGGCUUAGGAGUUGCACGCAAGAGCUGAAGGCUCUCGGAACGUAAACACACCGCACGCGAACCCGCGUGCUAUGCUUACCACGCAUCACAUUCUGCACUGUAUGAAGAUCGUGAGUUCAUUCCAACCGACCAAUGAUCAUGUCGCAUUCGCACCCAGGCUAGAGAGAUUCUGAGUGGCUUUCAGACA
Amoebophrya sp. A120 is the source of this 3922-nucleotide messenger RNA. Lineage: Eukaryota; Dinophyceae; Syndiniales; Amoebophryaceae. The record is from the annotation of a GenBank genome assembly.